Batrachochytrium dendrobatidis JAM81 is the source of this 624-nucleotide messenger RNA. RefSeq lists its product as uncharacterized. The record is from RefSeq and is a predicted model, not a curated record. Bases 1 to 624 code for a protein of 207 amino acids. The transcript has a single exon. Lineage: Eukaryota; Fungi; Chytridiomycota; Chytridiomycetes; Rhizophydiales.
AUGCUUGCUAUUGCAGAACCGCCUGUUCAUAUCAACUGUCAUUCAGGAAGCGAUAGCUUCACUUUGAAAGAGUCCAUCGAUUACUUUACCAAAUCCAUUUCAAUCCAGCAGCGUGUCCUUCAAGGCAAGGAAAUUCCGCUCUCUCAUGAAACCCAUCGAGGUAGAUCUCUAUACUCUCCUUGGAUUACUUUGGAAAUAGCCCAGCAGGUUCCUCAGAUUCUAUUCACUCUUGAUGUCAGUCAUUGGCAUGUGGUGUGUGAGCGCAUACUUGAUCCGCAAGAUAUCGACCUGGUAUUAAGGCGGACCGCUCAUAUUCAUGCAAGGGUGGGAACAGCCCAACAGCCGCAGAUUUCUGAUCCUCGCGAUCCGCAAUUCAAGCAUGUUGUUGAAGCUCAUGAACUGUUAUGGCGUACCGCUAUUGCUUAUCAAAAGGAUAUUCCAUCACUAGCUCAUCGGAUUGCUCCUACACUGACCCCUGAAUAUGGGCCUAUGGAGGAUGGUGGUUACAUGCCUUGCAUUGCUGUGCACAUCUCUCACCCAUCUGGUGACAUCAAAAAAUCUUGUGCUCGUGAAUUGGAUGAGUUGAUUAUUGAUGAAGGACAUCGACUGCAGGGUACUCUGUAA